Molecule: messenger RNA, 6834 nt
Organism: Callithrix jacchus (white-tufted-ear marmoset)
Lineage: Eukaryota; Metazoa; Chordata; Mammalia; Primates; Cebidae
Source: RefSeq, a predicted model, not a curated record
GUUUUGCUCUUGUUGCCCAGGCUGGAGUGCAAUGGCGAGAUUUCAGCUCACUGCAACCUCCGUCUCCCGGAUUCAAGCAGUUCUCCUGCUUCAGCCUCCUGUGUAACUGGGAUUACACGUAUACACCGCCACCCAUGCCCAGCUAAUUUUGUACAAGGUUUCUCCAUGUUGGUCAGGCUGGUCUUGAACUCCCGACCUCUGGCGAUCUGCCUGCUUCAGCCUCUCAAAGUGCUAGGAUUACAGGCGUGAGCCACCGCGGACAUCACUACCUCAUAUUAUAUUACCAUGGGAGUGGGACUGGUGGUGUUUUAAGAAGAGGAAGACAGACCCGAGCUGGUGUGCUCAGCCACCUUUCCAUGUGAUGCCCUGUGCCACCUGCAGACUCUGCAGAGAGUCUCCAUCAGCAAGAAGGCCCUGACAAGAUGCAGCUCCUUGACUUCGGACUUCCCAGCCUCCAGAACGAGAAUAUGCCUUCUGCAUCCUGUGAUACACUGCUGGAGGACAUUGAAGAUAUCGUGUCUCAGGAAGAUUCAAAACCACAAGAAAGGCAUUUUGUAAGAAGGGAUGUUGUCCCAAAGGCACGAAGGCGAAAUACCCAAAAAUAUUUGCAAGAGGAGGAAGACAGUCCACCAAGUGACAGCACUAUUCCAGGCAUACAGAAAAUUUGGAUACGAACAUGGGGCUGUUCUCAUAAUAAUUCAGAUGGAGAAUAUAUGGCUGGACAGCUCGCUGCUUAUGGCUAUAAAAUUACAGAAAAUGCAUCAGAUGCAGAUUUAUGGCUCCUGAACAGUUGCACUGUAAAAAACCCAGCUGAAGACCACUUUAGAAACUCAAUUAAGUCACUCUGUGAGACUGCUGGGUCAGAAGAAGGAUAAUGGAAAGCGGCUGGGGGGAGCACGACUGGAUUUGCCAAAGAUUAGGAAGAAUCCACUGAUAGAAAUCAUUUCCAUCAAUACCGGGUGUCUCAAUGCUUGUACCUACUGCAAAACUAAACAUGCCAGAGGAAAUUUGGCCAGUUACCCGAUUGAUGAGCUAGUAGACAGAGCCAAACAAUCUUUUCAAGGACCCAGCCAGAGAACCUGGGAGGAGGGCGUUUGUGAGAUAUGGUUGACCAGUGAAGACACGGGGGCUUACGGCAGAGAUAUUGGCACCGAUCUCCCCACACUCCUGUGGAAACUGGUUGAAGUGAUUCCUGAGGGAGCAAUGCUGAGGCUUGGCAUGACAAAUCCACCCUAUAUUUUAGAGCAUCUGGAGGAAAUGGCGAAAAUCCUUAAUCACCCCAGAGUCUACGCUUUCCUGCACGUCCCAGUCCAGUCUGCCUCCGACAGCGUACUCAUGGAAAUGAAAAGAGAAUACUGUGUGGCUGACUUCAAAAGAGUAGUGGAUUUUCUGAAAGAGAAAGUUCCUGGAAUAACUAUUGCUACAGAUAUUAUCUGUGGUUUUCCUGGAGAAACAGAUCAGGAUUUUCAAGAAACAGUGAAGCUUGUUGAAGAGUACAAAUUUCCAAGCCUCUUUAUUAACCAGUUUUACCCUCGACCAGGAACUCCUGCUGCAAAAAUAGAACAAGUUCCAGCGCAAGUGAAAAAGCAAAGGACAAAAGAUCUUUCUCGGGUGUUUCAUUCUUACAGUCCGUAUCAUCACAAGAUUGGUGAAAGACAGCAAGUGUUAGUAACAGAAGAAUCUUUUGAUUCCAAGUUUUAUGUUGCACACAAUCGAUUCUAUGAGCAGGUUUUAGUGCCAAAGAACCCUGCAUUCAUGGGGAAAAUGGUUGAAGUGGACAUCUAUGAAUCAGGCAAACAUUUUAUGAAAGGGCGACCAGUAUCAGAUGCCAGAGUGUACACGCCUUCCAUCAGCAAACCGCUUGCAAAGGGAGAAGUCUCAGGUUUGACGAAGGAGUUCAGAAACGGGCUUGGGAACCACGGGAGUCCAGGAUCCCACACCCCUGCUGCCUCUCAGCACGACUCAGCGAGUUCCAGAAUGGCGCUGCGCAUGCCCAGGCGACAUCAAGACUGGGCGCCGAGGACGGCCGUGGGUUUGGCUCUGCUGGCUCUUCUUUUGGCUUUUUUUGUCAAGGUCUAUAAUUUAGAAUACAACUAAAUGAAGCAUCUGUAAAGAAUACGUUUCUAAUUAAAAUCUUCAGCGAAGAGGAAAGCGACACCCCCAUUCUCAAAGGGCAGUGAUUCGUACUGGUCACACUGCCUCCUCUUCGGCCGUUCUUAAUGAGGCUCCUCCUGUCUCACAUUGAGUUGGACAUAUUGGUUAUCUGACCUAAAACCUAAUCACAGCUACCAUAGUAUAUCCUUAAAAUUAAACUGCUUUUCGUUUACUUUUAGCAAGAAAUGCAAGUGGUUGCAUGUCUUUUUUUUUCUGUAUCCAAUCUUUAAGUCAGCAACUAAUUCUACAGUGACUCUGGCCAUCUUUUCCUCAUGUGGAAGAAUUUUCUAUCUUUAAUACACUUUUUCUUUUUUUUUUGAAGCAGAGUUUCGCUCUUGUCACCCAGGCUGGAGUGCAGUGGGACAAUCUUGGGUCACUGCAACCUCUGCCCCCUGAGUUCAAAUGAUUCUUCUGCCUCAACCUCCCGCAUAGGUGGGAUUAUAAGCAUGUGCUGCCAAGCCUGGCUAAUCUUUUGUACUUUUAGUAGAGACAGAGUUUCGCCAUGUUGGCCAGGCUAGUGUCGAACUUCUGACCACAAGUGAUCCGCCCGCCUCGGCCUCCCAAAGUGCUGGGAUUAUAGGUGUGAACCACCGCCCCCAGACUCUUUCAUAAACUCUUUUAAGUGCAUCUUCCCCUUAGGCUUUGCUUGGAGUCCCAGUGCUACAAACGUUUUAUUUUUCACAACAGAUGUGUUCCUGAAAAGUGUGUAUAGAAACCUGUUCUGGGAACUUGACUGCUUUUAGAAUGCACAUGAAAAACGGUUUGUCUAAAAUAAAUUGUGCCCAUUUUCUCACAUUUUUGAUCCAUUAGUUUUUUGAGUCAGGGUGUCACUCUUGUCACCCAGGCUGGAGUACAGUGGCACUAUCUUGACUCAAUGCAGCCUCCACCUCCUGGGCUCAAGCAGUCCUCCUGCCUCAGUAUCCCUAACAGCCAGGACUACAGGCACAUACCACUAUGCCCAACUAAUUUUUUAAAUUUUUGUAGAGGUGAGUGUCACUAUGUUGCCCAGACUUGUCUGGAACGCCUAGCCUCAAGCAGUCCUCUCGCCUCAGCCUCCCUAACUGCUGGGAUUACAGGCAUGAGCCACUCCACGCAGCCCAGAUUAAAUGUUUUCAUUUCUACCUGCCAUCAUUGGUCUUCACUAAGUGAAGUGACUUCUUCAUCAAUAAAUGGGACUGGUACACUAAGCAAAUUCUAUGUUGAUCAGAAUUGAUUAGGAUUGCAUAGGUACAGGAAAACCAGGUUCCUUGUAGUGACCAUACGGUAUUUUCCGUCUUGAAACCCAUGACCCUCUUCAACUCUUUCAUUUAACUCAAAAUGUUUGUGUUUUUUAUGUCUUUUAAGGAACCGAAAUUAAAAGUCAGGUGUGUCCCAGUUGGUAAAUUCUCGCAUACAUAUGCUUUUAGCGUUAGUACAUUUCUCCUGGAACUGGUAUGUGCUUCUAAGAGGUGUUCAUGUGUAGAUUGCAAAGAUCCACCUGUGCCCCUUCUGGUCCUGCAGUGAACAUCCACCUGGGAGCACCCCUCACUUCUCAGCAGGAACGGGGAGAAGAGGACAAGAACGUGCCAUGUGCUCCCUUCAUUAGCUCUAUGCAGUCAUUUCUUUGUUAAUAAACAGUGAGUACCAGUGUGGUACUCAUUUAACACGAACCUAGCAGAGACAGAAAUGCCAUCCAAAGCCUGGAGUCGCACUAGAUCAGACAGAGAAAGCGCGACACCUGUAACUGACUGGAGACAAAAAGGAUUUUGCUACCUCCCUGUUCUGACUCUUCCGUACUCUUUUCCUCUCAUUCUCUCAUCUAUCUAUUUCCUACCUCCUAGCUCUAUGCUCCCUCUCCUUCCUUCAUUUUUUUCUUCUUAUAAGAGAAAACACCCAGUCAUCCAAAUCCCCAGCUGCUGCCCUCACCACCCAUGGCAUGGAUCCUCAAGGAUGGUUUCAGCUGUACAGAUUCUCCCUGCUCCCUGCCAUGACUGUUCUUUACCUUCAGAUUGGCUGUAGCUUCACUCUGCUCUUUGGCUCAGAAAGGGACCAAGGCCACCACCUGCAGCAGACUCGGGACCUUCCUGAUAUCAGCCUCCAUACUGGUGAGCGGGGUAGCCGCGUUGUGGAAAUCCAGGGAUUUUUCUCCCCCGCAUGACCUCCACCUACAGGGAGUGGGAGGGAAGGAGGAGAGAAGGAUGUGGUGUGAGUCAGAAACAGUUCUCUUAUGUACUGGACUCUGAAUGGGGCUGAGUCUGGGAACCACGGGAGCAAGCAUGGUCAUCAGUAGAGCUGUUACGUUUCCCACCCGUCUCCUUCCUGCACACAGUGCAGCUGCACUUCUCCCGCCCUGCUGAAGUUAGGCAUUCCUACAUGGCUUAUUUUAGCAGGUGAAAUGUGAGUGGAGGGGUCCUGUUCUUCGGGGCAGACGUGUUCAGAGCUGGUGUAUAGUUUACCCUUUGCUCUUCCCACUGCUGUGGUGAUCCUGGACUUGUAUGUGGGAAUGAAGCUUCCCUGUCCCUGAGUCCCUGAGUUCGUGCAAUGAGUAGGGCCCCUGGCCAGCAUGUGCUAGACAGCCAUUAGGAGCCAGAAACGUACUUGGGUUGUGUGAAGCCGCUAGCAUCUGAGGGUCGUAAGCUAUAGCAUAGCCUGAUUCAUACAAAGUGUCAGCCGUGAUAGGAUGCUUGACCUGCAGGUUAUAAAUGUAAUUGUUAUGUUUUCUUUGUGUGCUUUGCAUUAGUAUCAAGGGCUGUGUGUGUGUGUGUCUGUGUGUGUGUGUGUGUGUCUGUACUUCUCUGCUGAGAAGGAACGCUAUGAAGAGAUCUUUCCAAUGUUUGGCCAAUUUUUUUCCUAAACUCUUUGUUAGAAUAAAACAUACAUACAAAGUGGACAUAAAUCAUAGGGAUACAGGGGUUUUUAAAAACUGAGCACACACUGUAGCCAGCACCAGCAGGCUCCCCAUGCACCCUCCCAGCCAUUAAAUCUGCCCCCCAAGAAGUAACCAGUAUCCUUAUUUCUAACAUCACAGAUUGAUUUGCCUGUUUCUGAACUUUCUAUAAGAGGAAUCACAAAGUAUGGAUGAUUUCAUGUCUACCUUCUUUUGUUCAACAGUGAUUGUGAGAUACGCCCAGGUUACUGUGUGUAGCAGUCAUUAAUUCAUGGUAAUUGCUGAAUAGUAUUUCAGUGUAUGAGUAUACCACAUGGUCUUACUCAUUCUGCAUUUGAGUUGUUUCUAAAUUUUUGUCUAUGAUGAAUGCUGCUGCUAUAAACGUGUUCUGUUAAGCAUAUAUGUGAUGAGUACAUGUCUAGGAGUGGAAUUGCUGGGUCAUAGGAUUUGCAUAUGUUCAGCACAGAUGCUGCAGAAUGGUUUUCUGAAGUGGUUGAACCAAUUUACAUCCCCACCAGCACUUGAACUCUGCCAUUCCCCCAACUAUUUUUUCUCUUUGUAACUCUUUCCCUUCCCCAAGUCAUUCCUAAUGAUGAUGAUAAUAUUGACAACCAUUAACUGUCUAGUCUUUAACUGAAAGGGGCUGGGUGUUAUAAUUUGCACUUAAAAGGUGUUAAUCAGUCCCAAAGAAAAAAUUUUGAGACCGAUAUUGUUAUUACCAUCAUAUUGAGAAGAAAAUCUGAAACUCAAAAGACUAAGUAUUAACCUAUGCAGGAGUCACAGAGCUAUUAAGUUUAGAGGCAGGACUGGGACACAGCCUGACUCCAAAGCAUAUACUCCUCCAAGGAAAACCCUCCUGCUCCUCUGCCCCAUGUUUGACUUAAACUUGGCCUAUGCCCACAGAUAUGCAUUUAUGAUCAACCAUGUGGAUGCCUGAGCUUGGUGUGGGGGCGCUUCAGCCCCUCAGUCUGUGUUAUCCUGAUCCAAAAAUGUGCAUGGUACUCAACAGACUUUUUAAAUAAAGAUUUACUAGUCAAGCUGUUACUUCGCCCCUCCCCCUUCCUUAUUAUCCCUGCUCAUCAAGCAUGAUAGUCAAUUUGAGAAUGUGAAGAACUCUUGGGUAAAAACUUUGCUUUGUUGCUGGGAAAAUAUGUCUAAACAUCAGAUUUCCAUAUGUCAUUCACUCAAAACAUAUACUGCUUCUACUGACUUCACUCCAGGUUGAAAAUGUUAGUGUAUAUUGUAAGAUGUCAUGGAGGGAGAAUUCGAGUUACAAAUAAAGCUUCAAGAGGAUUAGUCAUCAUAAAACAAACAGAAAAAAAAGGAAGGAAGGGAGAGGGAGGGGAGGAAGAAGGGAGAGGCCGGGCAUGGUGGCUCACGCCUAUAAUCCCAGCACUUUGGGAGGCCAAGGCGGGUGGAUCACGAGGUCAAGAGAUCGCGACCAUCCUGGUCAACAUGGUGAAACCCCGUCUCUACUAAAAAUACAAAAAAUUAGCUGGGCACGGUGGCGCAUGCCUGUAAUCCCAGCUACUCAGGAGGCUGAGGCAGGAGAAUUGCUUGAACCCAGGAGGCGGAGGUUGUGGUGAGCCGAGAUCGCGCCAUUGCACCCCAGCCUGGGUAACAAGAGCGAAACUCCGUCUCAAAAAAAAGAAAAAGGGAGAAAAGAUAUCCUUAAGGCUUGCAGCAACAAUAAAAAAGGUAACCAUGUGAGAUGAUGGGUAUGGUACAUUGCUUGACUGUAGUAACCAUUCCGCUGUGUAUAUGUGCAUCAGUACAUGUUCGCCUUAAAUACACACAAUAAAAAAUGAAUAUGU